AUGUGGCGACUAGUCAAACUGUAUUCAAUAUGUUUCGCAUUCUGUCUCAGUGUCCUUUUGAUCCUAACCCGAACCCAAGGUAACACAAAUUACUUGACAUCUGAACUCCUUAAGAACGCCAGGUACUUUGUAGACUUAAAUAAUAGAUGGGACGCCGAAUCGCAUCCAAUACCAACGAAUCCUCAAGAAGAUCAGACACCGAACAUCGAGGAAAUAUUAGAAAGAACCCGAGCGAAAAUUAAAUUUGAACUACGAGACUACAACUUCACUUAUUCCGGAGUUCAGAGAUUGGAGGACUUAGUGAUGGAAACCGGCGGUCGUCCCUUGAGGAGUAUCAUCAUAUCCUCUUGGAGAUCGGGCACCACGUUCCUCGGCGAGGUCCUUAACGCUAUACCUGGGAACUACUAUCAUUUUCAGCCCUUACUGAAAUAUGGAUACGUUCAACUCAAACGGUAUUCGCAAAUAAAAACAGCUUUAAGCUCCAUAAAAAGUUUGCUCAACUGUAACUUUCAAGGUAUGGACGGCUACUUUGAUUACGGAAGACAACACGAUUUUCAGUUUAGCCACAACACCAGAUUAUGGGAUCAUUGUAAAAACAACAUUGACCUGUGUUCAGAUUCUGAUUUCAUGUCGAAAUAUUGCAAAUUAUUCCCGUUUCAAAGUAUGAAAAUCCUUCGCCUCAGGUUGCGUUUUGUUAAACAAAUAUUGAAUGAUACGAAACUGGACGUGAAGGUGGUGUUCCUGACCCGUGAUCCUCGUGGAGUGAUGCAGUCGAGGCUGCACCGUGGAUUCUGUCGCGCCGCUCCGGAUUGCUCGAAUGCUGAGACCCUUUGCAUGGGCAUGACAAGCGAUUAUAUGGCUGCAGGUCGCUUGCUGAAACGUUAUCCUAAUAGACUUCUUCUACUACGCUUCGAAGAGCUAGCCCUAAGCCUGAAUAGUACAACUCAAAAACUGGUGAAGUUCUUAAGGCUCGAACACACACGAGCGCUUGAUGAGUACCUCAACUCCCAUACUAACACCGAAGUGAGUGGAGUGACCUCUACAUUCAGAAUAUCCCGCGACGUUCCUUUUCGCUGGAAGGAUACUUUAAAUUUUGAAUAUGCUGAGAGAAUCCAAGCUACUUGUAAAAGUGCCAUGAAAUUAUGGGGGUAUCGUAUAGCUCACAAUGCCAGCCGUAUGGUCAGUGAGGACUUUGAUCCCCUAGAGCCGUACAAGUUACCUCAUUAA
Messenger RNA from Bombyx mandarina (wild silkworm), 1227 nucleotides. RefSeq lists its product as uncharacterized. Gene Ontology annotation, molecular function: N-acetylglucosamine 6-O-sulfotransferase activity. NCBI's taxonomy places the organism in Eukaryota, Metazoa, Arthropoda, Insecta, Lepidoptera, Bombycidae. Gene Ontology annotation, biological process: N-acetylglucosamine metabolic process; sulfur compound metabolic process. The record is from RefSeq and is a predicted model, not a curated record.